AUGGCAAAUACAUAUCCGUUUCCUGACAAUGUUCAUGUCACCAGUUCCGUUACUCUCAAGCUGAAUGACACCAACUAUCUUCUGUGGAAGACACAGUUCGAGUCACUCUUGUCCAGUCAAAAGCUUAUCGGCUUUGUCAAUGGAGCCGUCAAUGCUCCAGCUCAGGCUCGCCUCGUCGUCAAUGGUGAAGUCUCCAACGAGGUCCCAAAUCUUCAGUACGAGUCGUGGUUCUGCACAGAUCAACUUGUGCAGUCUUGGUUGUUUGGUACUCUGUCCGAAGAAGUCCUUGGUCAUGUUCACAAUCUGCAAACCUCUCGCGAGAUUUGGUUGUCUCUUGCAGAAAAUUUUAACAAAAGCAGUGUUGCUCGAGAGUUCUCUCUCCGUUGUAGCCUCCAGCUCCUUCUCAAGAAAGAUAAGUCUCUGUCUACCUACUAUCGCGAGUUCAAGAACAUCUGUGACUCUCUUAGCUCCAUUGGAAAGCCAGUUGACGAGUCUAUGAAGAUUUUUGGUUUUCUCAAUGGCUUGGGGAGAGAAUAUGAUCCGAUAGCCACAGUCAUACAAAGCUCUCUGACAAAGCUUCCUACCCCAACGUUCAACGAUGUGGUCAAUGAAGUUCAGAGCUUUGACUGCAAGCUCCAAUCCUAUGAAGAUGCUACUGCAGUCACUCCUCAUCUUGCCUUCAACACGGAGAAGACGAACCCGUCUGACCCUCAGUUUGCUUCAAGAGGUCGUGGUCGCGGUUCUGGACAAAACAGAGGAAGGGGAGGUUACUCUACAAGAGGAAGAGGUUUCACACAACACCAAUCUUCCUCACCAUCCUCUGGUCAGCGUCCAGUGUGUCAGAUUUGCGGUCGUACUGGCCACACUGCUCUCAAGUGCUACAAUCGCUUCGACAACAACUACCAAGCUGAGGCAGUUCAAGCCUUCUCGUCUCUUCGAGUCUCUGAUGGCAACGAGUGGCAUCCUGAUUCUGGAGCAACAGCACAUGUGACACCCUCGACGGACAACUUACACUCUGCAACAACCUACGAAGGUAAUGACACAGUUAUGGUAGGAGAUGGAAACUUUGGUGGACUCACUUGA
Molecule: messenger RNA, 1083 nt
Organism: Camelina sativa (false flax)
Lineage: Eukaryota; Viridiplantae; Streptophyta; Magnoliopsida; Brassicales; Brassicaceae
Source: RefSeq, a predicted model, not a curated record